This is a messenger RNA of Macadamia integrifolia, 1450 nucleotides long. Its product is annotated as cytochrome P450 724B1. The transcript has 9 exons. Gene Ontology annotation, molecular function: heme binding; iron ion binding; oxidoreductase activity, acting on paired donors, with incorporation or reduction of molecular oxygen. Gene Ontology annotation, biological process: sterol metabolic process. The coding region runs from base 79 to 1389 and encodes 436 amino acids. The record is from RefSeq and is a predicted model, not a curated record. NCBI's taxonomy places the organism in Eukaryota, Viridiplantae, Streptophyta, Magnoliopsida, Proteales, Proteaceae.
UUGAGCUUUGUCUUCCUCUAUUUCUUGUUUGUAAAACAUGAGUGGGAUACUAAAAACAACAGCUUACCUCAUGGGAGCAUGGGAUGGCCUUUGUUGGGAGAAACCCUUGCCUUCCUCAAGCCACACAAGUCCAACACUCUGGGGAGCUUCUUACAAGAACAUUGCUCUAGGUAUGGGAGAGUUUUCAAGUCCCAUCUAUUUGGCUCUCCGACCAUUGUCUCCUGCGAUCAUGAGCUGAACAUGUUCAUCCUCCAGAAUGAAGAGAAGCUAUUCCAAAGCAGCUACCCCAAGCCCAUCCAUGAAAUACUUGGUGAGCAGUGUUUGCUUGUUGUCGUCGGCGACAUUCAUAAGAAGCUCAGGAGCUUCGCACUUAGCUUUACCAAUAUCUGUAAAUCAAAACUGGAGUACCUCGACGGCAUAGAUGAACAAGCAACCUCAAUGAUGGAGUCAUGGAAAGAGAGAAAUGAAGUCAUGUUCUGCAAAGAAGCCAACAAGUUUACUUUCAAUCUUAUGGUGAAACAAAUACUUAGCCUGGAACCAGAAGACCCACUUACCUCUAAGAUAUUAGAAGACUUCCUUACUUUCAUGAAGGGGUUGGUGUCUCUCCCAUUACAUGUACCAGGAACCUCAUAUGCCAAGGCUGUGAAGGCUAGAGGAAGGAUUUCUUCCACUGUAAGAGCCAUUAUGGAAGAACGCAGAAAGUGGGAUGUGGGGCUUGCAAAAGGAGACUUUUUGGAUGUGCUUUUAUCAAGUAGAGAUUUGACUGAUAAAGGGAAAGUGAAUAUUGUAUUAGACCUUCUGCUUGCAGGCUAUGAAACUACCUCCACACUCCUGGCCUUGACUGUAUACUUCCUUGCACACUCAAAAGAAGCUCUUAAACAAUUAAAGGAGGAACACCAUGGAAUAAGGAAAGAGAAGCAGAAGGGGGAGGCCUUGAGCUGGGAAGAUUACAAGAAAAUGAAGUUCACACAAAAUGUGAUAAACGAAGCUCUGAGGUGUGGAAACAUAGUCAAAUUUGUCCACAGGAAAGCACUCAAGGAUGUCAACUUUAAAGAAUAUUUCAUUCCUUCAGGGUGGAAGGUUCUUCCGGUCUUCACCGCAGUACAUCUAAAUCCAUCCCUUCAUGAAGAUGCCCUUGAGUUCAAUCCUUGGAGAUGGACUGGUCAAGGGACAGACAAAAAUGUGCUACCAUUCGGCGGGGGAGUUCGUCUCUGUCCUGGGGCCGAGCUUGGUAAAUUAGAAGUUGCAUUGUUUCUUCACCAUCUUGUGCUCAAUUACAGAUGGAAGACCAAAGGUGAAGACCAUCCUAUUGCCUACCCUUACGUGGAAUUCAAAAGGGGAUUGCUUCUAGAGAUAGAACCAACUGAAAGAAGACUAGAAGAGCUGUAGUGGACAUGAAUAUAUAAUGUUCAGUCUAGUAAAGCAAGAAAAAAAAUAUAUGCAAUUCCAA